This is a messenger RNA of Salvia miltiorrhiza (redroot sage), 1368 nucleotides long. RefSeq names its product binding partner of ACD11 1. The transcript is spliced from 5 exons. NCBI's taxonomy places the organism in Eukaryota, Viridiplantae, Streptophyta, Magnoliopsida, Lamiales, Lamiaceae. The record is from RefSeq and is a predicted model, not a curated record. Gene Ontology annotation, molecular function: RNA binding. The coding region runs from base 368 to 1240 and encodes 290 amino acids.
CCUUUUGAGAAAAAUAAAAAUGGCAGAUUUAGUAGGAGCGUUUAAUUCCACGUGAUGACGCAACGCGUGGACGCCCAAAAAGCGGGUGCUCUUCUGUGCGGUUCAGUCCAAUUCCUUGUGAUGCGCCUUCAAAUUCCCAUGAAAAACUUUUUGAGAGAGUCGCAUCAGUAAUUUAACUGUAGAGAAAACUGGAAACCCCAAACACUUUUCUGCCUUCAUUUCUAAGACUCAUAAAUUAAUAAUCACAUCUCCAACUCUUCUCUCUCUAUCCUCCUCUCUCACACGAACUUCGCCCAGAUUUUUUCAGUUUAUUCACCGAUUCAAAUUUCUCUCACGUCUCUCCUGUAAUCGCACGGACUCGUUGGCAAUGACGACCAGGACUGUGAAAGUGAGCAAUGUGUCGCUGAGUGCAACAGAACAAGACAUCCAGGAGUUCUUUUCCUUCUCUGGGGUAAUUCAAUAUGUUGAAAUGAAAAGUGAAAAUGAGAGAUCUCAAUCUGCGUAUGUCACUUUCAAGGAUGCUCAGGGUGCAGAAACUGCUGUUCUUCUUUCGGGAGCCACGAUAGUGGACCAGUCAGUCACCAUUGCCCUUGAACCAAACUAUACACUGCCAGCAUCAGCAGCAGCAUCUACCGCAUCACAAGGCGAUACUGCUGCUGGUGGUGUUGCAGCUGCUGCGCAGAAGGCAGAGGACGUUGUUAGCGGCAUGUUAGCCAAGGGUUUUAUCUUAGGGAAGGAUGCUCUUAACAGGGCAAAGUCUUUCGAUGAGAGGCACCAACUCAUAUCAACUGCUUCAGCCAAAGUAGCAUCACUGGAUCAAAAGAUUGGACUGAGUGAGAAAAUCACUGUCGGAGCAACCAUAGUCAAUGACAAAGUGAAGGAAGUAGACCAGAAGUUCCAGGUCUCUGAGAAGACUAAGACAGCUUUUGCUGCUGCUGAGCAGACUGUUAGUAGUGCAGGAACGGCCAUCAUGAAAAACCGAUACAUCUUAACUGGCACUACAUGGGUUACCGGGGCUUUCAAUAGGGUCUCAAAGGCGGCCGGGGAUGUCGGGCAGAAAACGCUGGAGAAAGUGGCUGAAGAAGAGCAGGGAAGAAAUGAAGCUCAAGGUUACACUCAGCUUCACACAACUGAUUCACCAAAAGCUGCUCCAACUACAACUCCGGCUCCAACCACAACUACUCCGACUCCAACUCCAAGCGACAAAAAACCAGACUCUCCGAAGGGCUUGAUUCUCUAAAUUAUAUGAGGUGAGAAUAAUUUGUGUAUAUAAUACAUGCUUGCGAGGCUGAAUCGUUUACCUAGAAACUAGUUUUCCGUUUGAAUAUUUGGUUAUUGCCUUUUGAAUAAGAUGUGAAAUUACUUCUA